AGGUCAGGCUUUACUCCAUCAGCAAUAACUUCAAGCCAAAGCUUCGUCCUGUGCAGGAUCUAAUCAUUACACCUCUAUAUAAUUAAUAGCAGAUCCUGGUUAACUGAAUGGAUGCAGCAAAGUCUCAAAGCAACCAAAAGCCCUCAGCAACUACAACUUCCAGUGGAGAAUACAACAGUGCAAUGGACCAUAUGAGCAGCUCAGUGGCUCUAAGAAGCAUUAACACUCCAGCUUCUCUCUACCUGGCUAAUGAGAUGUCUCCAGAUUCAGUUAUGUCAGAGCUCAAUAUGUACAGGCCGACCACCACAUCCCUACCGCUCUGGAACGGUACCUCAACUGUGGCUCAGGGGAUGAACUAUUCCAUCAUUGCUACUCCUGGAGCUACCAAUGGCAGUAAUGGCAGCAAUGGCACUCAUGCAGAACAAGACUCUGUAACAUCCAACGGGACUAAACCUGGUAGCUCAAGCAGCUCCUAUGACAUCUUCCAGGGAGGCAGUGGGGACGAUACUGCAGCGUUCCAGCUCUCUCCCAAGGCCUCCUAUGAUUGUAGUAACAUCAGUAACCACGAGAGUCACAGCAGUGAUGACCUAGACGCUGAUGAAGAGCAUGGCUCACUUCCAAAGAGAAAAAAAAGAACUCCUGUACCAGAUGAGAGAAAAGAUGCAAAGUAUUGGGCAAGGAGAAGAAAGAAUAAUGAUGCAGCUAAGAGAUCUAGGGACAUGAGGAGAAAGAAACUCGAUGUGGAGAUAAAAUCUGCACGAGACGCUAUCACAGAGAACCAAAAACUUAAGCAAGAGAUUGAUGUGCUAAAGGCUGAGAUUAACAGCCUGAGGAGAUUAUUGAAAGAUGCUAACACAACUCUCUCACUGUGGAUAAGAGCUAGACAAGCAGCAGAACCCAACGUGCAAGUACCACCAAUGCUUAGAGGCUCAAAUAGUUUAUUCGUUAACUUUCCAGUAAGUACAUCCACUUAGUUAGCUUGAUUACUGCCAUUUCUUAUUCUUUUUCUACACAACUUGUAUCCAAAUUCAAUCUUUUUUUUUGUGAAAGAUAAUUAGUCGUACGUAUAAUGAUGAAACUGCAACAUGAAAUAUCUCACUCCGUCAA
Halichondria panicea is the source of this 1107-nucleotide messenger RNA. RefSeq names its product transcription factor atf-2-like. The transcript has 5 exons. Gene Ontology annotation, cellular component: nucleus. The record is from RefSeq and is a predicted model, not a curated record. Bases 108 to 974 code for a protein of 288 amino acids. Gene Ontology annotation, molecular function: RNA polymerase II cis-regulatory region sequence-specific DNA binding; DNA-binding transcription factor activity, RNA polymerase II-specific. Gene Ontology annotation, biological process: regulation of transcription by RNA polymerase II. NCBI's taxonomy places the organism in Eukaryota, Metazoa, Porifera, Demospongiae, Suberitida, Halichondriidae.